GGUAUCUCAAUCAUUGUCUAGUAUCGAAGUUUCUCCUUCCCCAUUUUCCAAAAUUCUCUAAAACCCUUCUCUUUCUGCGGCUGUUUCUACUUGGAUUUUCAAAUUCAAGAAUGGGUUCUUCGUCCAUCACUAGAUUGCCCCUCUAUCUUCAUUCAAACCUCAAUCAAAAUCGAAGUUUCUCCUUCCCCAUUUUCCAAAAUUCUCUAAAACCCUUCUCCCUCCUCAACCCUGUCCGCACCCCCAAAACCCUUCGCUACUCAGCAAUACCCACAUCAAAAUCAAAAUCUGCACUAAAUUUAACUCCAGAGAAGAGGAUUUCCAAGUUUAUCAGUGAGAAAUUAGUGAUUUUGGCUCUUGGGUCAUUCGUUUUUUUGGGGGGUUUAAGGGUUUGGGCAGCGGUGGCGCAGCCGGUUCAAGAAAGUAGUGGGGUUGAGGCGGAGGCCCAGAGUGGUGGAAGUGAGGAGAUGAUAUAUGUGAAGCUGCUGGAGAAGAACCCCAGAGAUGUGGAGGCUCUGAAGAUGAUUGUUAAUGUGAUGAUGAAGAAAGGGAAGACGAAGGAGGCUGUUAAGUAUGUGGAGAGGUUGAUUGAGGUUCAACCUAGAGAAGUUGAGUGGAGACUGUUGCAGGCUUUUUGCUAUGAGAUAAUGGGGCAAUUAACCAAGGCUAAGAGAUUGUUUAAGCAAAUAUUGAAGCAAGAACCUCUAUUGCUUAGAGCAUUGCACGGUCUAGCAAUGGUUAUGCACAAGAACCUUGAAGGUCCUGCUGUAUUUGAGAUGCUGAAUGGUGCUCUAGAAGUUGCUCAUCGAGAAAAAAAGGUUAAUAAGGAGAGGAAUAUAAAGAUAUUGAUUGCACAGAUGCAUCUUGUAAAGGGAGAGUUAGAGGAGGCUUUGGAGAAGUUUCAAAUUCUUGUUCAAGAGAACCCAAGAGAUUUUCGCCCUUAUUUGUGCCAGGGAAUUGUAUACAGUCUCCUUGACAAAAAGAAGGAAGCUGAAGAGCAGUUUGAGAUAUACUGCAAUCUCGUACCCGAAGAGUUUCCUGGGAGAGGGUUCCUUGAUGAUGUAAUGUUGGCUGCAAAAACUGAAUCUAAGGAACAGCUCGAGAAAGAAUUCAAGGCUGAAUAUUCAUAUUCAUAUAAAAGUUGAAGCUUCCUUCCUAAUAACUACAACUUUGUUUUCUACAUGGAUCAGCACGGAGCUCUGAACUCAGAUCAGAGGCUAUGCAUAUUGCAUAUUGCAUAGUGUAGUGUGGCUCACAAAACAUCCUAAAAACGCCCACCACAACCACAUCUAAGCUAAGCUAGGCUAGGCCUAGGCCUGCACAUACUUCGUUCUAGUUUGGCCAAAUAUUUAUGAAGACGUUGAUGUAAUCAUCAAAUCAAUGCAGUGUUGGUUGUACUGAUU
Ipomoea nil (Japanese morning glory) is the source of this 1400-nucleotide messenger RNA. Its product is annotated as protein SLOW GREEN 1, chloroplastic. NCBI's taxonomy places the organism in Eukaryota, Viridiplantae, Streptophyta, Magnoliopsida, Solanales, Convolvulaceae. The record is from RefSeq and is a predicted model, not a curated record. Gene Ontology annotation, molecular function: protein binding. The transcript has 4 exons. The coding region runs from base 111 to 1142 and encodes 343 amino acids.